This is a messenger RNA of Botrytis byssoidea, 939 nucleotides long. RefSeq lists its product as uncharacterized. Gene Ontology annotation, molecular function: pyrroline-5-carboxylate reductase activity. Gene Ontology annotation, biological process: L-proline biosynthetic process. Lineage: Eukaryota; Fungi; Ascomycota; Leotiomycetes; Helotiales; Sclerotiniaceae. The transcript is spliced from 2 exons. The coding region runs from base 1 to 939 and encodes 312 amino acids. The record is from RefSeq and is a predicted model, not a curated record.
AUGUCCGAAUCGCAGAAAAUUCCGAAUGAGACUGGUGCAUCGAUGACACUAGCAAUCCUAGGAUGUGGAAGCCUUGGAACUGCUCUACUGUGCGGGAUACUAACGCACAUUGAAGAGACCAAGAAAGCCAACUCAGCUUGUCCGGUAUCAAACCAACGCCAUGUACCAAAUAAAUUCAUGGCUUGUGUUCGCACUGCUGCUUCUGCUGCACGAUUGGAACUCUCCCUUGUAGCUUACGACACAGAGGUAGCAAUCUAUCAUGGCGACCAGCGUGCUCCUCUUGACAAAGCCGAUGUGAUAGUAUUAGCUUGCCAACCCGGAGACUUACGAAGUUGUCUGGCCACCACCAUUAUCCGAUCACAAUUACAGGGCAAAGUCCUCGUUAGUCUACUUGCGGGUGUUACGAUUCUGGAUAUUGAAUCCGUACUCCGAUCUGUAGGGGGUAAGAGUUAUUAUCCUGCUACAAUUGCUAGGGCAAUGCCAAAUACUGCCUCCUUUGUCCGCGAGUCCAUCACCGUCAUCGAAACCCCGGAGGCAACUUUAGCUAAUCAUCUACUUGCAAUCGAUUGGCUGUUUGAAUCAAUUGGCAAGGUUAAACAUAUAUCUGCUGCUAAUUUCGAUACCUGCACAGCAUUGGGUGCGUCGACUCCUGCAUUCUUUGCAAUCAUCCUCGACGCAUUGAUUGAUGGCGCUGUUACACUCGGUCUCACGAGAAAAGAUGCUACGCUCAUGGCAGCACAGUCCAUGAAAGGAUGUGCAGCGUUGGUGUUGGCGGGAGAACAUCCAGCUUCUGUGAAGGAGAAUAUUACCACUCCAGGUGGUUCAACGAUCAGGGGUGUACUAGCGCUUGAACAGGGCAACGUGAGAGCUGUUGUUGCGGGCGCUCUGAUUAAGUGCAAAGAAGCUGCUGAGGGAUUGGGAGCUCAGGCUAGGAAUUAA